UGCGUGUGAAUUAUACAUGAUGAUAAUGACCAGUGAUGAUGUAAAACGUGGUCACGUUUUACAUCAUCAAUCCGCAGAGGAUCCGAGGAUUUAAAGCUCCAAAACAUUUUUAUUUUUGUUUCUGUUCUCACUAAAUAUGAAUAAAGAUUCGUUUGAAUUUCUUCUUAAUCUUUUGGGGGUCACGGAGGAAGCAGGUGUCUGCUGUCCCAGCAUGCAUCAGAAAAACAAAACAAAGCCAUUCAUUUGUCCUUGAAGAUCCGUGUGGAAGCGACUCACCUGCCAUGUUUGGUUGAGGUGUUGCUAGGCAACAUUGUACCUGCAGAGGAAAGUGUAUCUCACCUGUAAACUGAGACGAGGACGCUGAGCCGACUCGUCCGAGGCUGAGAGCAGCUUCAACAAAACCCCGAUAGAAGAAAAGACGUCAACUCAAACCACAGUAAACAUGGCCUUAGCCAGCGGUCACUGGCUGGAGAAAGAGACAAGAGGAGAAGCCCCGAGUUCGAGGUACGGACAUGCUUUAGAUGUGGCAGGAAACGUGGCCUUUCUGUUCGGAGGAGCGUCCAGCAUCAACCAGGAGGAGAACAUCCCUGUUUACUUCAACGACUUCUACAUGUUAACAGUGUCUCCUGAUGAUGUGACGUGGGAGGAGAUUCCUCAGAGUGGAGACGUUCCCUCGGCCAGAGAAGGACACACUCUGUGUGUCGUCGGAGGGAGGUUGUAUCUGUUCGGUGGCGUCUCGAGCCCCGAAGCCACCGAGUGUCUCCCUGGAGUUUACAGCUUUGACAUCGUGUCUCUGACCUGGGAUUGCUUAGCAACCGGGGGCGUGGCCGUCAAAACCCUGAGACACAGCUCUGUUGCCGUUGGAGACAACAUCUAUGUGUAUGGAGGAAUUGUGGGAGGGAAUCGAACCGACGACCUCCUGAUCUUCAGCACAGUGUCUCUCUCCUGGACGCCAGUUAAAACCAGUGGCUCGCUGCCUCCUGCUCUGUGCGAUCAGAGUCUGGCUCUGGUCGGGGAUCAGCUCUUCAUGUUCGGAGGUCACGGAGCAGGUGGAGACUUCUGUAAAGAGCUGCAUGUCCUCAACACAGAAAACCUGUUGUGGCAGAAAUUGGAAAUGAAGGGAGACACACCUGCAGCCUGUAGCAGACACACACUGACUGCUCACCAUGAUAAAGACAUCUACUUGUUUGGUGGCAGAAGCUUCACUGAGGACGGCACAGAGACAUCGUCCAAUGAAAUCCACAAACUCAGUAUUGCUAAGAUGAAGUGGAAGGUUCCGCUGUACGUCGGGAUUCCUCCGGCUCGUCGCCACGGACACACGACGUUCAUCCUCCACAGUCACCUGUAUGUGUUUGGAGGAAAGAAUGAAGAGCAGGAGUUUAAUGACCUGAAGGUGAUGAAACUCAUCAACCCCUCAGAGAGACAACCUGUGAUGAAGGAGAUCCUGUCAGAGUUCGGUCUUCAGGGAGUCAGUCACAGUUUCACCCCCACAAAGGUCCCAAACGUCCGCUACGAGCUGAGCGAGUCGGCUCCGUGCAGCCAGACCCGUAACCCGGCGGCUGAUCCUCAGGCGUUCGUCCACAGAGAUUUCAGUGCAGUUCGGGAUCAGGCCAUGAAACAGAUCCAGGCGGCCUUCGCUCUGCUCGACCAGGAGUUCCACAAACUGGAUCGAGAGAAGUCGGAUUUGUCUAAAGCUGCUGCUGCUCUGCAGAAAGAGAAAGAAGCUCAUGAGGCUCAUAGACAACAACAGCAACAGGAGCUGCAGGAGCUGCUGGACAGACAUCGCUCUCAGAAUGAGACCUGGCUCCGAGCCCGAGCUGAGGAGAACGACCGUGAGAGGAGAGAACUGUGCAGAGUCCGAGAGGAGGUGCAGCAGGAGCAGGAGAGACUGAAGGAGGAGCAGAGCAGCAUCCAGAAACGCAGCGAACAUCUUCUGUCCAUCAUGCAGCAGUUCAAAGGGAUGUGAGACAGACAGACAGACAGACAGACAGACAGACAGACAGACAGACAGACAGACAGACAGGCACAGACAGACAGACAGAGAGACAGAUGUGGAUGAUAAACCUUCAAUAAAAAAAUCACCAUUAAAGUUUGUAUCUUUUAUUGAUGAGUGUUUAACAGCAUUCAACAUCAUUAUGAGUCUGUCUCUCUGUCUGUCUCUCUCUCUCUGUCUCUCUUUUUGG
This is a messenger RNA of Hippoglossus stenolepis (Pacific halibut), 2183 nucleotides long. Its product is annotated as rab9 effector protein with kelch motifs. NCBI's taxonomy places the organism in Eukaryota, Metazoa, Chordata, Actinopteri, Pleuronectiformes, Pleuronectidae. The transcript is spliced from 20 exons. Bases 443 to 1966 code for a protein of 507 amino acids. Gene Ontology annotation, molecular function: protein binding. The record is from RefSeq and is a predicted model, not a curated record.